GAAAUUAGUUUUAAAUCCUUAUACCUUAGCACCCUUGACGACAGUCUACAGUAGUUUCAUGCAUGACAUUUAUGUUGUUAUUUUGUUGUUGUUUACAAAGUUUUUGCAAAUUGAACUAGACGCGGCAUUUUGGGCAUGAUGAGGUUUGAUACAAGCUGCUGAAGGACCAAUAAUGGGUAAUAACGAUGACCAUAUUACAAGUAUAGGAAGCUUUAGGGAAUGCCCUCGGUGUGUUCAUAAUGUUAUGCGAUUUCGCCAUAAAGCUGUGGGAAGUAUAAGCCUAAGAAAAAUUAUUUGUGACCAUUGCCUUACUGCAUACUUGUUUCGUAAGAGAAUUAAGGGAAAUUAUUCAUAUAAACCAAAUUAUCCACGGAAAUAUUCAACUCUUAAAAAAAAGAAUAGUAAAGAGACUGUUACAAUUUGGCUUUCAAAAAUGAUUGAAUUAUUGGAAAGCAAUUUAGUUUUGUAUAAAUCCGCUGACAUGUCUAAAACAUUUAUUCAUAAAAUGAAAUUAUGUCUAGACAUCGUUCAAAAACGUUCAGAGCAAUCUACCAUAGAGCCGAUAGUAAAGGAAUUAAUUGAUGGUAUGAAAAAACAACGCGAUAGAACUUCUGUAGCCAAUCAGAAUGGAAAACUGACACCUUCUAUCGAUUAUAAGAGUGAUAGUAUUCCUAGGAUAGAUACAGCUGCAUAUCAACAUGAAUAUCGUAAAGGUUUUGAAAAUGAUAAUAACUAUAUUAUUGCUGAUGAGAUGCCUUUAAGUAUGCCUGCUGAUGCAGUAAAGGAAUUAAUUUAUGAUAUAAAAAAUGACCGUUAUGGAAUAUCUUUGUCUUACCAACAUGAACAAAAUACUCUGAUCAACGAUGACGAGGAAUAUGUUAUUCCUAAAAGAUUAUAUACUGAAAAAAGUGCUGACAUAAGUGAGUCUAUCUAUAAUAUGAAUAAAGAACGAGAUACGACAUCUGCGCCUAAUCAACAUGAAAACUUCGGAACUUUUAGGGGUUAUAACAGUCAUAAAACUCUUGAUAGAAUAUCUACCACUGAAAAAAAGCCCACGAUAUCGUAUGAUGAUUCUCUUGUAUCAUUAGAGAACUUUAAUAAUGACGCAACUACCAGUAAAUUAAAUUCUCUAAAUGAUCUUAAACGUAAAAAUUACAAACAACCUUUUGGAACAUAUGAAAAUAAAAGGUUGUCUCUAUUAAGACGGCCUCAAUCAAUUUUAAAAGCCAAAUCUAAUGACAAAGGUAAUGAAGAUAUACAUAAUGAAUUGCGUGGUCACUUUUCUGAAGAAUCCGUUUCUAAGUCUGUUUUUGAUGUAACAGAAAAAAACCUAGAAAAUCAUCUAGGCUAUUUUUUUCCAAAAACUCAAGGAAAGAUACAAAUUUCUAAACGACAUAAAAGUUCAUCUGAAAUCAUAAAAGAAACUAAUGAUAUGAUAAUUGCUCGAAAUAUUGAAGAAAAUCGUAGGAUAGAAGAAUCAAGGCUAAGAAAAAUAAAGAAUGACCAAGAGAAACGCAUAUUAAAAGCGAAUAAAAACAUCGUCGAAAAUGAAAGAAAAGACAAUAAUAUGUCACACGAUGUAAAGUUAUCCGUAACUUCUUUUAAAAAAAGGAAGGAAAAAGAUGAAAAGAAGAUGUUAGACUCUACUCUGCCGAUAAAUGUGAAAGAAACAGCUAAAGCAGCAUCUAAAGACGAACCACAUUUAAUCAAGGAAAAAACAAAAAAAGGCGAAGGUGAUUUAUUUAAAAUGAAUGGAGAAGAAAAAGCAGAUCAGUUGAAAAGGGAAAAAUAUGAAAAGGAUAAGCUUAAAUUACAAAAAGCGGAGCAAUUGCAAAGAGAAAAAGAAGAAAAAGAAAAACUCAAAAUUAAGAAAGCAGAUGAUUUGAAAAGGGAAAAGGAAGAAAAAAAUAAACAAAAAAUACAAAAAGCAGAGCAGUUGAAAAAGGAAAAGGAUGAAAAAGAUAAUCUAGCAAUAGAGAAAGCGGAUAAAUUGAAAAGAGAAAGGGAAGUAAAAGAAAAACCAAUAAUUGAGAAAACAGAUCACUUGAAAAGAGGGAAGGGCGAAGAAGAAAAUGUAAAAAAAGACAGUAAAAAUCAAGCGAUUAAUCGCGUUAUUAAUAAAAAGGAAGAAUUAGAUAAACUCAAAACGGAAAAUGAUGAUAAAGAUAAGCAAAAGAAAGGAAAGGUCGGUACUUCAAAAAAAGAGGAACAAGAUGAUGUUAAUUAUCAAAGUCUAAUUUCUGAUCAAUUGAAAAAUAAAAAGGAAGAAGAAUGGACAAAAAGAAAAAAUGAUGAUUUAAAGCCAGCAGACGCGGUGAAAGAGGAAAAGCAUGAAACCAAACUAAAAGCCGAUAAGGAUAAUAAAGUCGACGAUAAAAUUGAUAAAAAAAAAGAAAUCAAACCUAAAAAUAUAACAAAGGAAGACAAAAAUAUACCAAAUAAAGAAUUAGAUAUAAAUAAAAUUCAACUAAUGAAAGAUUCUCAAGAUGAUCUCAUAUUACAACUUGUUAAGCUAAAAGGUUCAUCAGCUGGACCGCGAGUUAAAACUAAUCCCUUAUCGGAUGUCAAGUUAAAGAAAGCUGCAGUAAUUCAUCAAGGUCAUACAGGUACAAAAAGUGUUGGCUGCAAAAUAUGUGCUGAUUCCGAAUUAGAACUAGAUAUCCAGGAUAUAAUGUAUAAGCAAUUACCGACCCAGAAAAAAGAAAUUAUUUUCGGGAAAAAAAUUGUUGAAGGUGUUAUUCCAACUUUACACUUGGAAAGUGAAAAAGGUUCAGUAGAACCGAUGUUUUUUAAAACUGUAUAUGAUGAAGACGUCGCGCCUAUAUCUGUUAAAUUUGAAGAAAACGUAAAAAAUGAUGUUCAAGUAGGUGGAACUAAGUCUCUGACAGCAAACUUGAUCGGACGUGUACAAAUGCGAGGAAAAAUGAAUCCAUCUGUAACCUUUUUAAUAUCAAAAGAUUCUUAA
Molecule: messenger RNA, 2965 nt
Organism: Leptidea sinapis
Lineage: Eukaryota; Metazoa; Arthropoda; Insecta; Lepidoptera; Pieridae
Product: reticulocyte-binding protein homolog 2a-like
Exons: 5
Coding region: 173-2965 (930 amino acids)
Source: RefSeq, a predicted model, not a curated record